This is a messenger RNA of Carassius gibelio (silver crucian carp), 1772 nucleotides long. Its product is annotated as C-factor. Lineage: Eukaryota; Metazoa; Chordata; Actinopteri; Cypriniformes; Cyprinidae. The record is from RefSeq and is a predicted model, not a curated record. The coding region runs from base 34 to 810 and encodes 258 amino acids. Gene Ontology annotation, molecular function: oxidoreductase activity. The transcript has 6 exons.
AAAGGCAGCCAGAUCGAAGCAGCUUGUAAGAACAUGGCAGCAGUAAAAGCAUGCAAUAUCUUGAUCACCGGAGCCAACCGGGGUUUGGGCUUAGAAACCGUUAAACAACUCACAGAGGACUCUUGGCCAAAACGUCGUAUUUUUGCUACCUGCCGUGACCCAGAUGGGCCAAAGUCUGAGGCAUUAAGAGAACUGGCAAAACAGCAUCCAAGUGUGAUCACCAUCAUACGUCUUGAUGCUGAUGAUCCAUCCAGUGUCAAAGAGUCUGCAAAGAAAGUGGGAUCUCUUCUGGGAAACAGUGGUUUGAACCUGCUUGUGAAUAAUGCUGGAAUUGUGGCAAAGGGCACCAUUCAGACCAGCAGUCCUGAAGACAUGAAAAACACCUUCAACACCAACGUGAUAGGACCCUUAUUAGUCAUUAAGGAGUACCUACCAUAUCUACAAGCAGCGGCCAAAGCCAGCGGGACACCAGGCAUGUCCUGUAAUAAAGCAGCUGUCAUCAAUAUCUCCACUAUGGGGGGAUCCAUCAGCAAAAUGCCUUCCUUAUACGAACAAUUUCCAGUGUUGCCAUAUUGUGUUAGUAAGGCAGGUUUAAACAUGCUGACUGUGUUAGCUGCUGAGGAGUUAAAGGCUGAUGAAAUCCUCUGCAUGGCCCUUCACCCAGGAUGGGUGAAAACUGAUAUGGGUGGAGAAAAAGCACCACUUGAACCAAAAGAAAGUGUGGAGGGGAUGCUGCGUGUCAUUGGGAGCCUCACUGAGAAGCAUCACGGAGGAUUCCUGGACUACACUGGAGAAACAAUUCCCUGGUAAACCAGAAGAACAAAAUCACUUCUAUACGAGAGGACUUGAAAGGGCCUGUCCUGAUCUAAUCUGCCCUGUUUAUUCUAUUAAUCAUAAAAUGGCAUACUUAACCCUUUCACGCGUGAGUUUAAAAUAUUCUAGCUGAGCCCCCAGCGUGAGUUUCUUAGGCGACUGUUAUUUUAGAAUGUACCACUUUAUUGUUUCCAUUGCUUUUAUUUCGUUUUUUCUUGUUUUAUCCAAAAUAUUUGCAAACAUACUAUAUUAUCAUGAUAUAUCAUGAAAGGCAAUCAAUUAUGUCUUGAGGUUUAACGCAUCUCGACAAAAGUUCAAAAUCGGUCCAGUCAGACCUGAACGUCCAUAAAACUUUUUAAAUCACAUGUACAUCACAAACAAGAACGCAAUAUUUGAUGACAUAAAGAAAAAAAGAACCAUAUUCUGAUUUGGCACAUUUUAUUGUUAUUGAACAGUUAUGCAUCUGUUAACCAAACUAAAAUACCAAUUACACAAUACUGAAUUAUUAUAUAAUUAUAUAUUUUCACCCAAAAUGGAAAUUCUGUCUUUUACUCACCCUCAUGUUUCAAACCUGCAUACCUUUCUAUGUUCUGCUGAACACAAAGAUAUUUGGAAGAACGUUUGUAACCAAGCAGGUCUCACAACCCAUGAACUACCAUUUUAGGAAAAAUGAUCUGCUUGGUUUGGUUUGCUGGGAAGGAUCAUUAUUGCCUUUUUCCAUAGACAUCAGCAUGUAUUUUACAAACUGUGAAUGUAUGGUUUUGCUAGUACUUAUGUGUAUUUAAAUGUCUGAAACCUCAAUAAGCAUUACAUGGUUGAAAACACUGAAUAUUUGUGAUAAUAUGACAAGCGCAUAUGACAAUCAUAAAGGACUUAACCCCACACAUUUAUGACAUACAUAUAACAACUUUGUAUCAAAUGAAAUGUUAUUCAAUAAAACAGUUUAUGAAGAAAAUAAA